AUGGAUAUCCAGCAAGAAACCAUAAACCUAAACUCGAGGAAUGUAUCCGAUCUUCUUCGUGCAGGAGCCGACGUUAAUGCUGCCGGUGGUGAAUAUGGAAGCGCGAUACAGGCCGCGGGGCAAUUAGGACGCGACAAUAUUCUGGACAUACUCAUCAAAAAUGAGGCAGACGUCAACGCCAAGAACGUUGGACGUCGGAAUCCACAUGGGCGAACUCCCCUGUCGUUAGCUGCGGGGAACGGUCACAGUUUGAUUGUGAGGCAGCUUUUGGCGAGAGACGGUACCAACCCUGAUUUGCCGGACGACAACGGUAGAACACCAUUGUCAUGGGCUGCUGGAAGCGGAGAAAGUCUAUCGUGCAUAGAGUCAUUGCUUCAAAGGUCCGAUGUUAACACAGAAUCCGCAGACAUCAAUGGCAGAACACCAUUGUCGUGGGCUGCAGGGAAUGAGCACCGUGGAAUGGUGGAGUUACUACUCAAGCAGCCCGGUAUUAAUACUAAUGCCAGGGAUCAAAAUGGCCGGACGCCAUUAUCAUGGGCUGCAGGUAAUGGUUGUAUCACGGUGGCGCAUUCGCUUGUAUCGAGGGACGAUGUGACCCUAGACCUCCAAGACAGUGAUGGUAGAACGCCCUUGUCAUGGGCAGCAGGAGCCGGAAACAUUGCGAUGGCGGAAAUACUUCUCAGAAAUCCGGAUGUCAAACCAAAUUGUGGGGAUAAAGAUGACAGGACUCCUUUGUCAUGGGCAGCAGAAAAGGGACAAAGGGUAGCGGUCGAAAUACUCCUUCGACGACCAGAUAUCACCAUUAAUUCUGUGGACAAAGAUGGAAGAACUGCCUUGUCUUGGGCAGCGGGAGAAGGGCAGGAAGAAGUGGUAAAUUUACUUCUUAAGAGGGCUGAUAUUGAGCCAAAUUAUGCGGAGCGAAGCGGCAUGCCGCCCCUCUGGUGGGCUGCGAAGAAAGGGCACGAUGGAGUAGUCAAGCUGCUUCUGACCGCUGAGAAGAUUGAUAUCAAUUAUCGGGAUCAAGAUGGCGGAACAUUGCUGUCAUGGGCUGCAGAGACUGGGCGCGCCAAAGUAGUAAAAUUGCUUUUGGCACAGGAAGGAUUGAGUCCGGAUUCUCAAAAUACAGUCGGUAGAACGGCAUUGUCAAGGGCCGCAGAAACUGGUAGUAGUGCCAUCGUGGAGCUUCUCUUGAACAGGCCCGACGUCAAUCCAGACUCUGUGGAUCAAGAAAACCGAACGCCGCUCUUGUGGGCAGCAAUGAAAGGGCACAGUGCCGUUGUGGAACUGCUACUAGCAAAGGAAGGAGUCAAGCUCGACUCUACAGAUGAUACUGGACGAACGCCGUUGUUGUGGGCGCUAGAAAUGCGCCACAGUCACGUUAUUCGGUCGCUGAUCAGCAGGGACACGACUACAUUGCAUUCUUUAGUCCAACAGGGAAACCGAGAAUCAGCGAAAAUGCUUCUUUCCGCUGGAUGUGAUGUUGAUCGUUGCGACCCUAGCGGAACUACUGCACUUCGUCUGGCUAUUCAACGGAAAGAUCGGGAAAUGAUUGAUAUGUUACUCACGUUCGGUGCAGGUACAAAAGGUGUUAUGGCGCAUGAAUGGCUUGACGUAUACGGAAGGCAAAAAGGAGAUGCAGUGCAACUUCUAGAAGGGGCUGACGGACAGCAGCGCGUUAACUUUAUCGAAAACAGCACACUGGGAAGCAUGCAAGCAUUGCAGAUGCAGAAAAGACAGCUUCUCGUCAUUCCUAAUGAUAACUACAGCCCUGGCAAGCCGUUACCCGAUGAGCUGCGAUCUAUAAGCAGAAACCAGUUUCAAAUUUCUUAUGCGGACGUGAAUAAUCAUGCUGCGAGAAUCUCUGUUUCGUUGUGGUUCCCUUUUGGUGAAGGUUCAUCUUCGCAGCAACAGUAUUUCAACGUGCCCGAGUGGCCUUUAAUCCGCAUAGCAUGGACAAUUAUAUCUCCUUCAAAUCCACAGAGUCGUCCGUGGCAGUCAGUCGAUCACCACAGCAUGUUGCCAAACGGUUGGAUUCCUGAUGAUGGCUUUGAUUUCUUUCAGCAAUUCAUUCUACAUUUGGAGGAAAGAUGGAUUAGUGUAUGUGACGCAGCUGAUAAACAUUUGAAAGAAUCUCGUCUGGAUCAAUUGCGUUCGGAGGGCAAAAACCCCGAUCUGAUGCGUCGACUAGCGAGGGAUGCACAGAAAUGGACAGAGCUUCGUUCAAUACUUCAGGACCAUACCGAUGUUGCGCAGAAGUUUAUUGUGGAAUAUUCCGAGCGCUACCAUGCAAAUCAAUUUCCAAUUGAUUUGCAGCGCACAGUUAACGAGUUCAAGGUUGAUAUCAGCCGUCGGCUCGAUCAGCUGGAUCAGACCAUUCGUGAUCUUUUACAAUUUGAAUUUGCCUGGGCCUCAAUUAACGAGACCAGGAUCUCAACCAGGUUGGGGCACAACGUCAUGCUAUUCACCUACGUUAGCAUAUUCUAUCUGCCAUUGGCUUUCUGCGCAGCAAUCUGGGCAAUACCCAACAUUACGGACUCUGCAACCAGGAAUCCAUUCAUUAUCACUUCGGCGAUCGUGGGUUUCAUAACCUUGUUGAUAUCCUUCAACCUUGAGAAUAUCUCAACUCUUUGUUGGAGACUGUACCAAGGCUGGAGAGCGAAAGUAGUACAAGACAUGCAAUUUGUCGGUAAUGAUUAUUGGAUGGAAAGAGGAAACAAACUUGAAUCCAUCGAUACUCCUAGGUCGAACUUCCCCUCCGAAUGGUGGCUCAUUUGGUACGCGUUCUGGAGGCUUGUUCGGGCAUUGUAUUAUCGAAAGAAGCAGAAGCUCGCGGUACGAAAGCUUGAGAGACGGGUCAAGGAUCAGGAUAUUGAAGUGGAGAGUGGUUCAAUGAUCCAAUAA
This is a messenger RNA of Talaromyces marneffei, 2901 nucleotides long. RefSeq lists its product as uncharacterized. Gene Ontology annotation, biological process: transmembrane transport; metal ion transport. Lineage: Eukaryota; Fungi; Ascomycota; Eurotiomycetes; Eurotiales; Trichocomaceae. Gene Ontology annotation, molecular function: metal ion transmembrane transporter activity; protein binding. The transcript is spliced from 5 exons. The record is from RefSeq and is a predicted model, not a curated record. Bases 1 to 2901 code for a protein of 966 amino acids. Gene Ontology annotation, cellular component: membrane.